Molecule: messenger RNA, 4295 nt
Organism: Drosophila ficusphila
Lineage: Eukaryota; Metazoa; Arthropoda; Insecta; Diptera; Drosophilidae
Gene: Gp150
Exons: 7
Coding region: 196-3351 (1051 amino acids)
Cellular component (GO): extracellular matrix
Molecular function (GO): protein binding
Source: RefSeq, a predicted model, not a curated record
AUACUCAUUCUACCAUGAGCGAACCUCAGUUGAGUUUCGAACUUCAACAGGUGUUGAAUACGCGCUAGAGUAGAAAGCGAUCUUACGGAUCGACCGAAUCGAGAUCAAAAACCAAUCCUUGGAUAUUACCCCGCUUCAAUUUGAAACAAGUUGUCUGCAAGCAGACCGCUUAUAAGUUUGCCCAUCCAGCGAAGAAUGGGUCGCCAGUCGACUUGCAGGCUGGUCCUGCUGCUGGCCAUCAGUCUGGCCAUAGUCCACGCCAAUCCCACAACCACGUCGAGUUCCAAAAUCCACUACAUCCACGAUGACCUCACGGCCAACGAGCUGGACUCCGGCGAGGAUGCGAGUCCCGCGGAGAGUCUGCCCAAGAUCUCCACUCCGAAGGUGAAGGAUCUGCCCGUGGAGACGACCACCAAGAAGGCGGAGCAGAAGGCCACCGAGAAGUCCCUCAGCGAGGAUGUCUUGAAGGACCUCAUGGAGGCGGCCAAGCACAGUCAGGCUCUCGCCGAGGAUCCCCACUUCAACAAGAUGAUCAACGCCACGGUGGAGAAGAGCCCGGAGAAGAACUCCACCGAUGGUGAGGACAACUACGACAACGAUUACUACAACUACGACGAGGAGGACUACUCCUACUUCGACGAAAAGACGACCACCAAGAGUCCCAAGGGCGAGAAGAACAAGCCCAAGUUGCAGCCCAUCGUGGACAGCACUAAGGACAAGAACUCUGCUCAAAAGUCAAAGGAAAGCACCAAUGACAUCGACAGCGAUUCUCAGUAUGACUACAACGAGGAUGAUGACGACGACGAUGAUGAAGAUGACGAUGCCUCCGACGAACAGCUGACCGAUGAUGAGCACGUGGUCUUCAGCGAGGAUGUGCCCUGCCCGAGGUUCUGUACCUGUGCGAGAAACAUCAACGCCUAUAUGGUGGCCACUUGCAGCAGACUCGAUGUUGGCAUCCAGAAGUUUGGCUCUGACAUCACUGAUUUGGUGGUGACCAACGUGGGACCCAAGUACCCCAUCCUGGUGGGUCCCAACUUCUUCCUGAACCUGGGCCUCAAGAACGUGGCCUCGAUCAAGAUCGCCAACUGCACCUUGGAGUACCUGCAUGCCGAGGCCUUCAAUGGACUGGACAACCUGUAUGCCCUCAACCUGACGGACGUGGGUUUGGCCCUCAUCAAUCCGGACACCUUUGCCAACAACAAGAUGCUGCGCAUGCUGACCAUUUCGGGCAAUGACCUGAGUGUGAUGUCCAGCGUUCGCUAUCUGCUGAAGUCAAAUAGUAUUGAGGAGCUGGAUCUGUCGCGCAACAACCUCAUGGAGCUGAACCCCAAGGCCUUCUCCAAGCUCACCAACGUGGUCUACAUCAACCUGAGCCAGAAUAGCCUGAAGAAACUUCCCGAGACGGCGUUCGAGACUGUUACCCUUCUGGAGGAACUGGAUCUGUCCUACAAUUCGCUGACUGAACUUCCCCGCGAUAUCUUCAACACCACCACUUUGUCCAUUCUGCACCUGAAGUACAACACCUUCAAUGGCGAUCUGCACUUCGGCACCAAGGAUCUGCAGCAGUUGGACUUGAGUUUCAACUCGAUCGAGUCCGUGCACCACAGCAUGUUCGACAAGAUGCCUGGAUUGACCAACCUGAACCUCAAGGGAAAUGGCAUCAAGAGGAUCCAGCCGGACUCCUUCCUCACGCUGAAGCUCCUUCGCCACAUCGAUCUGUCGAUCAACGAACUGGAUCAGAUCUCCGGAAUGCUGUUCUUCAAGAACUCAGAGCUCGAUGUGAUCCGGCUGAACGACAAUCCCCGACUGAGCCAGCUGCCCACCGAUGGAUUCCUGAGCUACAGCGGUGAGUUCACCGUCUACUACUUGGACAUUUCCAACUGCGCCAUUGGUCCUCUGGGCCACAAGACCUUCUCCACGAUGCCGCAUCUGGCCACUUUGAAGUUGGCCUGGAACAAUAUCAACCAUUUGCCUCGCGAGAUCUUCAGUGGACUGCACAAGCUGAUCGACUUGGAUCUGAGCAACAAUCUGAUUUCCCGCAUUGAUGAUCUGAUCUUUAUGGAUAAUGGUGACCUAUCCAAACUCAGUUUGGCUGGCAAUCCAAUCAGUCAUCUGUCUGUUCGUUUGUUCCUUCCUCUGCAUCAACUGCGUUCUUUGGAUGUCAGCAACUGCGAACUCACAGCUCUGCUUUCGGACACCAAGAUGGGUCUUGGCUACAAGAUCUUCGACAGCCUGCGCAAUUUGAAUGCCUCCGAGAACGUGAUCAGGAAGAUCUCCUCCGCGGAUGUGAAGGGCUUCAAGAACCUGCGACUGCUGGACAUCAGCAACAAUCCACUCAAGUGCACCCGCGACUUCCAGGACUUCAUUAGCUACGUGACCCUGCAGAUGCAGCUGUCGCCCAAGAGAACACCGAUGUUGGCCAAUCUGGAGGAGGAUGCUACCCUGGUGGAGUUGGAGAACCAGGCACAGGCUGGCUGGGCUUCCUUGGCUCAUGAGGUUUGCAAACACGAGGAGGGAGCCGAUCUGCUGGACGAGAAGAAGGCCGACAGUGCGGAGGCCAAGCUGGAGAAGCGUCUCAAGGAGAACGAAAAGAAGCUGGACGAGGACGAGGAGAAGCUCCUGAGUGUUUUGGACAAGAGUGUGUUGGACAAGAGCCGACUGAGCAGCAUGCAGAAGAUCAUGAAGGGAUCUGUGAAUGCUGAGACUGUGAAGCACGAGGACGACAGUGCCGAGGAGAAUCUGAACAAUGGUGGCGAGGACAAGGAGGAGGACAGCAGUGACUACGACAGCGAGGAGGACGAUGAUGAUGACGAUGAUGACAAUGAUGACGAUGACGAUGACAAUGACGAUGAUCGCUUCGAGGAGGCCAAGAAGAACGCCAAGAAGAGCGAAUCGGACAAGGCCUUCAACACGUUCGUCAACAAGGAGCUGAAGCCCGUGCUGAAGGACGAUGGAGUCAAGGUUGAGGAGGUGGAGAUGUCCAAGGAGCCGCGCGAUAAGUUCCUGUUGGAUAAAUUCGGUUUCGACAGCGACAGCGAGGAGUUGGAUUCGGAGGAGUACACCGAAAAGGUGAUCUACCACGGCCAGCUGUCCUACGACCUGGUCGUCCCCGUGAUCAUCGUGUCCUUCUGCCUGCUGAUGAUCGUCCUUUCGAUCGCCCGCGUCAUCUAUGUGGUGCUGCGCAAGCGCGGCGAGCGCUACCGCAUGGCUUUGAUGAAGAACUCGAAGAACAACUUCGUCUACCAGAAGCUGAGCGAGGAGAUCGUGAAGCCGACCAGCAAGGACCAGAAACAGCCCAAGCACCAGAAACAGCCGAAGGUGCAUCGGUAUGCGCCCAUCAACCAGGUCUAAGUCCGCCUUGAAUCAGCAGUUCCGGGCCGGACUUCGCGGAAGUCGAACGAGUUGCGCUGUUUUUCUAAUUUAUAAGUUUAUUGAUAGUUGAACAAGUGGAAAAUCGCAUCAGACAGUUGACUACACACACACAAGCACAAGAAUGAAAAGACACAGGAGCAGGAAAAUGAUAAUGAAUACGAUGGAGCAUUAGCUGGCAGUUAAAAGUAUUAGCGAAAGUGCGAGGAAACAAAGCAACAACUGAGAAAUACUUGAAUCCAAAUAAGAAAGGGAGCGGGAAGAUAAAUCUUGAAAUGCAAAUCCUUUAUCCCUGAAAUAGCCUAUUCCGCCUAAUCCUGUUGCAGCCAGUCAAAAGGUUUUUGGCAACAGCAGAGGUGGCUUUCCAGAAAAAGCGUUUGAUUAGCAGCCGUUUCGCGAGGAACGGACUUGCCCCUUAUCGAACCACUGUCCCAAAACUCACCCAAUCCAAACCCCAUCCAAUAUAUCCGUACUUAUGAGAAUUUCGGGAACAACUUGAAGAUUUAGUGCCAUUUUGCCAAAAUUCAAACCGAGCGAAAAUUACUUAACAAAAGAACAUUAAAGUUUCUAAACUGAGUGUUAGUCAGAAGGAAGAGAAACGAGAAGCGAGGAGCAAGGAGCAAGGAGCUGAAAGUAGUAGGGUUUUAGAUCCGGUUAUGUGUAGCAAACGGUUAGUAGACUCCCUAGAAUGACGUCUGAUUUUGAGAGAGAAAUAAUUAAUUCAUAAACUAUUUUAAGUCUUUUUUAUUACCUUUUUUCCAAUCGAAAUGCAAGCGAACGCUUGGCUUAUUCGACUUUGAAACCAAUUCCGAAAACAAUAAAUUAUUUUAACCAAACCGAUCGUAAUCUUUACAAUGCAUACUUAAUAGACAUACAUACGUACUUUUAACAAUAACAUGCCGUUCAAUAAAAUUGAAUAUAUUUUA